Sesamum indicum (sesame) is the source of this 1167-nucleotide messenger RNA. RefSeq lists its product as uncharacterized. NCBI's taxonomy places the organism in Eukaryota, Viridiplantae, Streptophyta, Magnoliopsida, Lamiales, Pedaliaceae. The record is from RefSeq and is a predicted model, not a curated record.
GCCGCCGCUUCCGGCCACCGCCGGCACCAGCAGAAGCUUCCAUACUCCUAGUUCAGUAGCUGCGAUUUGCAGCAGUGAAAGUAAACCAUGCUCUCAGAGUGUUGCCGAUUGCGCUUUCGGGUCAGUUCCAUCUCGAGUUGAAGUUGAAAGGGCAAUUCUUUAUCUCCAGAGGUUCAUGCACGGCCUUUCAGCUUCUAAAUCCUGGCUUGACGGACUUCAGGGAUUGCUGCAUCAUCACGAACCGAAAAUGCUGCAGUCCCCUGGAUUUGUUAAGUUCCGCGAUGCAUUUUCUAUGAUGCAAGAAGAACCAGCUCUUCAGAACAUGGUUGUUUCCAUUUCUUGCGAUAACGCUGUUUGGGAUGCCAUCUUGCGUAAUAAGGCAGUUCAGGAACUACGAGGCUCCAUCUCUGCAGUUAAAGAGGCGAAACAGCUAAGCUACAACGGAGAACCAGACAUAGCAAUCCUUAUACUGAGGUGGAUCAUGAGUUUCACAAAGUCAAAGGUUUUAGAACUGGUUGAGAAGUUCGGACAACUGGUGAAUGAGAUUUUCCAGCCGUCUCCAAAGGAAAAGCAAACUUCAGAGCUCACCGAUCAUCUAGAAGAGAAAGUUAGAUCGUCAUUGCUAUUGUCUAUAGUUAUCCUUCUGAUCGUCGUUGUCGCCAGAAGUCAGGCCUAAUCGACUUCACCAUUCCGCCUGUGCAUAUCUCCAUCCUUAGCUGCAGCUACAUGAGUCAACGGUAUCGAUGUCUGGAUUUUGCCAUACUCUUGUGUCCCUUUUGCUCCAGUGUUCUGUUGAAUAAGUCCCUAGAACGGAGCAGACCGCCUGAGUAAGUUUGUCGAUUUUUAGGUACACAUACCGGUUAUCUAUGUUUCUGUCAAGUACUUGACAUGAAAUGUUAUGUUCCGUUUCUGGAAAAAUUCUAAUCCAAAUUAGGUUAGGUCGAACCUAAACCAAUUAUAUGGCAAGUAUAUUGCACUUGCCGUGUGAUGCUGUAUAAUUUAGGAAAAGUGAUCAAUCACAUGACAAGUAUUCUACGAUUGUUCUGUGAUUGAUUUGGUUCGACCAAAUUUGAUUUGGGUAAAAAUUUUUCGCUUUCCUUCCAUAGUGCUACUGUGUAUAUAUAUGUAUAUUCAUUUAUAGUGUCAGUUUUAUUUGUUUUAUUCUUA